AAAGCACCUUUUUCUGUUUCGUCUUCCUCAACAAUCCCCAACAUACAAAACCCUAAUUCCAUAAUACUGAAUCCUUUUUGCUCCAAAAAAUUUCCCAGAACCAUCAAAAUCUCUCUCAGAAUUUACAUGAAGUUACUCUCCAAUUUUCCCCUUUCCAUUUUCCGAUUUCAAUAAUGAUCAGACAAAAUGGCACCGCCGUCCCCACCACCUGCGGCAACUGCACCGUCGAAGAACGGUGGUUCCUCCACCACAUCCUCCACAGAGGAAUAUUCCGGCGAAUUUGCACCAACUGUGUCCUCAAACUCAACUCUCAAUCCUUUUGCCCCACUUGCUUCCUCAUCUACAGCCCUUCCCCUCCAUCUUCAUCUACCUCCAACGGCCUUAUUUCGUGCUUCAAAUGCUAUUCCCUUUCUCACAACUCCUGUGUAGGUGUUAAUCCUCCUCAUCCGUAUCUCUGUCCCCUUUGUGUAAACCCUAGUUCCCCUGUUUUUUCGCUGAAGAAGGGGAAGGAGGUUGGUUUCGAUAAUGAGGAGGGUAGGGUUGUUGAUAUGAAGGCGGCCAAGGUUUUGUUAACGGCGGCGAAGAUUGCUGCUGCGAGUUUGAAUAGAGCUGCUUUGGCUGCUAGGGUUGAGGCGGAGAGGAGGGCGAAGGAGGCGGCGUUUACUAGGAAAAGAGCUAGAGAGGCUAUAGAGCAUGUUGCGUAUCUAACGGCUAGGGAAAAGUUGCAGAAGAAGGAUGUAGUGCCGUUGUUGCAUUCUAAUGGACCAGGAUUCGUUGGUGGCAAUGUGAUUAAUAGGGGUGGGAAUCAAUGCCAAAGUAUGGUGUUAGCAGCUUUGCCGGCGGAGGAGGAGAUUGUUGGGAAUGCGGAUAGGUUGGAUGGCUCUUCUGAGGUUUUAGUAGCUUUGAAUGCUGUGGAUUUGAAAGGGAAGAGUCCGAUCACGGGGUUGCCUGCUGGGAAAAGUGGAUCUGCAAUGGCUGCAGAGAUGAACGGGGUAGCAAUGGAGACCCCUUCAUCUGCUACGAGGGGAGAAUUAGUGCGGAAUCAUAGUGGCGCUACUCGAGUUGAGGACGGGAAGCCUGGGGAAGUCGAGCGUGAGAAUGGCCAAAGGGAGAUGGUAAACAGUGGAAUGGUGUCUGGAAAGGAUCAGGAUCAGCGUAUGGUAAACUCCAAUGGUGGGAAAGCGAAUGGUAGUCACCCUCAGCUAUAAUUGUAGCAGGAAAAAUGGUUACUUGGCUCACAAAGGCUAGUGUCUGGGCAUUCAGUCGAUUUGAAUGUGAAGACUGGGACAUGGUUCGUGUGGGUUGUUUUUGUUAGACUAAGGAUAUUAUUCCGUACAGUAUUUCUUCAGUAUUUUCUUGUGUAAAGAUGUUCUCUGUACUUUUAUUUAGUGAAAGGUCAGCUUCCAUGCAUUAGUGCUUCGCUAAA
Capsicum annuum is the source of this 1426-nucleotide messenger RNA. RefSeq lists its product as uncharacterized. NCBI's taxonomy places the organism in Eukaryota, Viridiplantae, Streptophyta, Magnoliopsida, Solanales, Solanaceae. The record is from RefSeq and is a predicted model, not a curated record. Bases 174 to 1208 code for a protein of 344 amino acids. The transcript has 2 exons.